Messenger RNA from Pieris macdunnoughi, 864 nucleotides. The record is from the annotation of a GenBank genome assembly. NCBI's taxonomy places the organism in Eukaryota, Metazoa, Arthropoda, Insecta, Lepidoptera, Pieridae.
AUGGCAUCGAAUUGCCUAGUCAACGUGCCCAAACUGAAAGGCAGAGAAAAUUACUCAGAAUGGGUUUUCGCUGCACAGAAUUUUCUAGUCCUGGAGGAUAUGGUGCAUUGCAUCAGGCCAAUACCUGGGAAGACGAUAGAAACUGCAGAAGAUGCGAAAACAAAGGCAAAGCUUAUCAUGACUAUAGACAGCGCCUUGUACGUGCAUAUCAAGGAAGUCAAAACAUCGUCAGAACUUUGGAACAAGCUUAAGUCAUUAUUUGAUGAUUCCGGAUUUUCGCGAAGAAUAUCUCUUUUGCGAAACCUUAUUUCAAUACGGUUGGAAAACUGUGCUUACAUGCAGGCGUACGUCACGCUGAUCGUCGAGACAGGUCAAAAGUUGAGCGGGACAGGUUUUAAAAUCAGUGACGGCUGUCUUUUACUAGCUGGAUUGACGGAAAAAUUCAUGCCGAUGAUCAUGGCCAUUGAGCAUUCAGGUAUCCAAAUUACAACGGACGCCAUUAGAACCAAGCUGAUGGAUAUGGAAACGGAAGUUCGGGGUUCUCAAUCUAGUGAAAUUGGUGGGGCAUUUGCAAGUGGCGCACAGAAGUGGCAACCUAAGAAAAAUAAAAAUGUGUCAGCCGGUGCGCAAAGUCAAGCUAAGUCAAAUGUCAGUGUCAGUGGUGGUGCCAAAAGUCAUGUCAAAUGUUACCAGUGUAAACAAACGGGUCACUACAAGAAUCAAUGCCCAAAUAAUGAUAAUUCAAGUAAUUAUUCGAAAGUAUUGCAACGUAAACAGAGUAAUGCAUUCAGUGCAGUGUUUUUGAGUGGCCAAUUCAACAAGUACGACUGGUACAUCUGGACUCUGGCGCGAGUAUGCACUUGA